AUGGAAGCCUUCAUUUCCCGCAAAAGACCAAAGACUUCCCCGAAUACAUCAGGAAUUCAAGAAAAUCCAUCUCCUCAAAGUAAACCCCUACCAAACGAAGACGAAGGAUCCACAGAUCUCAAACUCGCCACUCUAUCUUCUCUGUUCCCAACCGUAGACCAAGCAACCCUGCUCGACCUGCUCGUAUCCGCAGACGGCUCCGUCGAGGCGGUCUUCGACUCUCUUUCCGGAAAACCCGAGGUUGGAUCCCCUCGCAAGAGACCUGCGGCAAGCGUAGGGUACCAGACUUCUCUGUCCGCGUUCCGGAGAGUUGGGAAUGCGGAGCCGGGGUCACCGGCUGCGAAGCGGAGGGUACUGACCAAGAAGGGGCAGACGCUACAUCUGUAUACGCCAGAGGAUAUCGCUGCCCAUACACCUUGCUCUAUCAUCCACAACUUCUUGCCUGCUCAAGAAGCGGAUAAUCUGCUCAGAGAACUGCUUGAAGAAGCGCCUACUUUCGAGAGGCAGACCUUCAAACUGUUUGAUAAUGUGGUGCAGUCUCCCCAUUCUGCGUGCUUCUACGUUGAUAGCUUGGAAGAGCGCGAGAGGCAAAAGACCGAGUAUCUAUAUAAUGGCAGCUAUCUAGAAGACAUUCGCCAGAUCACACCCCAAAUGCGAACAGUUUCCAACAAAGUUCAGCCAGCUGUCAACGAAGAGAUCACCAAACGCAUCCGAACUAAUUACCCAGACGGUAAGAAGCUCAAGUAUCAAUCACCCUACGAGUGGGUCCCGAACGCGGCGUUCGUCAACUGCUACCAAGGCGGAAGCGAAAGCGUGGGCUAUCACUGCGAUCAGCUGACCUACCUUGGACCGCGAGCCAUCAUUGGCAGCCUGAGUCUUGGGGUUGCUCGAGAAUUUCGAGUACGGAAAAUCGUAGCCCGGGAUGACGAAGAGCCAGCAGCCUCCAAAGACCAGAGGGCAGACGCUGAAGGCCAGAUCUCGAUACACUUGCCGCACAACUCGCUUCUGGUGAUGCAUGCGGAGAUGCAAGAGGAAUGGAAGCAUAGCAUUCAUCCUUCUUCUGUGAUCGAUCCUCAUCCCAUAGCGGGCAACAAACGAAUCAAUGUCACUUACAGAUAUUACCGCGAAAGCUUCCACCCGAUGUAUACACCAAGAUGUAAAUGCGAAGUAGCGACAGUGUUACGUUGUGUUCAAAGAAAGAAGGAAAAUAAGGGGAGGUACAUGUGGAUGUGCCAUGCGGGCCUUACACCAGGCAAAGACGGUUGCACCUUUUUCCAGUGGGCUGAGUUCGACGACGACGGAGAGCCCCCCUGGGCGAAGAUUUAA
This is a messenger RNA of Letharia columbiana, 1326 nucleotides long. RefSeq lists its product as uncharacterized. Gene Ontology annotation, biological process: DNA repair; DNA alkylation repair. The transcript is spliced from 3 exons. The record is from RefSeq and is a predicted model, not a curated record. The coding region runs from base 1 to 1326 and encodes 441 amino acids. Gene Ontology annotation, cellular component: nucleus. Gene Ontology annotation, molecular function: ubiquitin binding; dioxygenase activity; zinc ion binding. Lineage: Eukaryota; Fungi; Ascomycota; Lecanoromycetes; Lecanorales; Parmeliaceae.